CUCCGCCGGGCGCCGGGAAACAAGGGAGAUACUUAAGAAGAGGGAAUGAAGGCGGUUUUGUAGCUUGCUUGGACAGGAGGCUACAAAAGAGGGAGAGGAAAUCGGAAGGAAGAAAAAAAAAAAAAUUCAGAAAUGGCGGGAACCUCAGGGCCGAUUCCAAACCCUAAGUACGAGUUCGACACUCCAAUUACCGCGCAAUGGCUGAUACACUACUCUCGCUUCUUCAACUUCCCUUCUCUCCACCAAGCUGCUUCAUCCGGUUCCAAACGCCGGAAGAAGAACACUUCCGGAACAUGGCUCUCUUCCGCUUCCAUGGCCUGCCUGCAACUCCUGCAGCAUCAAGCCGAUGGCGUCCUCCUUGUCUCUUCUCAGGGAAAAAUCUACGAACAACACCGGAUCUCGAAGCUGCAAUUCUCCUGGCCUCAGGUUUCAUGUCUGGAUAUUUGCCCUCUUAGAGGCAGCAGAGCUGUAUUUGCAAGUUAUGGGGAUAAUAUGGACCAGGUCCAAAAGUUUGCAAUGCGGUUCUUGUCAUCUUCUGAUGCACAAGCCUUCAUGUGCUCUGUAAAGACAAGCUUGAAUGCUGUUACAAGCGGGAUUACCGGUGCUAGAGUUGGCUCAGAACUUUUGUCUACAUCUAACUUCCUAUCAUCAGAUGGAAUAAGUGAUAGUACGUCUCAAGACAUGAGCAACCUGAAUCCUGUUGGAAACUAUUGGCCGGAAAUGCAGCUUGCAUCAGACCACAAAUACACACAAUACACUGAUGGAACACAUUCUACUCAUCAUUCAGUAGCUGGAGCUACCCCUGCACCUCCCAGCUUGACUACUCAUCUGCCAGACACUUGCAAUGAUGGACAUAGAGAGCUGCUGAAUGUACCUGAGCUUUUCUACCCCAUUCACAAGUCUACAGAACAGGCUGCCGUUGCAGAUCCUUGUUUCUUCGGUAUGCUGACGGGGUUGGAGGUCAUGGCAGCACAUGGAUAGGAAUGAUUUAAUUGGAGGUAAAGCUUGUGGAAUGAUAUUGCUUGCUAUUCAUAUAGCUCUCUCGAUCAGGCAGGCAGGAAAUGGGUAAGAAUUGAGGAUUGUAACUGGAGUUUGUUCUGGAAAAAGUUAGGGUACGAUUGAAACUGUGGUUUAAUUGUUUCAUACAGCUAAAAUCGUCUACUGGUUUCCAUUCCGUAUGAAUUUUUUUUGGGUCGAACUACCGAUACGAUACGAUUUUUUAAACACUUGUUUUUAAGGAAUGAACAAAGAAUGUGGAUGGUCUGUGUAUGUUGUUGCAAAUUGGGUGUACGAUGGUGAGGCUAAUGGAAACAGUCUCUACUCUCUACCUAGCUUUACUAGGGAGAGGAUGGGUGGAGGCAGAACAUAAAGCUUGGAAGUAGACAGAUAGCCCAGUUUGGUUGGUUGGUUGGUUGGUUGGUUGAAUUGAUAUGAUUUUGGUUUAGUCCAGUCCCCUACCUACGGGCUAGGGCUACUUGCGUUCGUAACAGUGAAAUAUUUAUGUCUGUUGAGUGUUGAGCCCGACCAUUUUCUCAGAGUUGCUAGAUGAGCGAAAUUCAUCGGGAAAGAUUUUGGUGAUAAAGAAGGGCAGCCUGAUCAAGUAUACCAAUGUAUGUUUCGUAUUGUCAAUUCUCAAAUAACCCUUCAUGUAGAAAUAAACGAUGAACGUUUCGGUGAAUGCGAGGAAUGGUCUUCCAAACAGGAUAGAGUAAUUUGUAGCCUUGUCUAUGACGAGUACUUCAAACUCGAGGGAAGAUGAAGGGUAAUGAAAUUUGAGAUAUAUCUCGAUAAGUCAAUCUGGGCUUCAUAUAGGUAUGGACUUAGAAGUUUGUGAUUGAUGAAUCGUAACCCACGAUUCAAACGACGUAAAAUGUCGAAAGACUAUUUUUAGGUUUAUUAUUCGAUAGCCCGGAAUAACGCCGAACUUAUAUAUAUAUAUAAUAUCCAAACCCUACCACUUAACCUAACUAUGGCCGAACCAGCUUCCCCUAGCUAGCCGACGUGACUAGUUACAAAACUAGACUCCCAAUUGGACUGACUAAGCCCAUGCAUUAACAACGUAAACAACUAAUACAACCCUUAAUAAUUGAACAAAAGCACAUAAAGCAUUAACCCCAAAGCCCAACAUUUAUUCUCAUCAGUGAUCUAAAUAAGUGGGUUGUGAAACUUCUCAUUGGGACAUGGAUCACCAAAGAGGCUUCUGGAUCGCCAUGGUUCACAGCCACCGGCUAUUGGAUGUGUGAAAUGAGGUUUCUUUACCUGGUUGGUGGUAAGAUCCAUCUGGUUCAAGUCUACAUUUGUUCUUUCUUAUGCCUUAGUAUGAAAUUCAUGUAAAACUACCUUAAAAGACAUCAAAGGUACCGAUAGAGGCUACAAAAAUGUUCAAAGGAACAAAUAUGAAGCAAAAUCGCAGGAGAAUUGAGUAAAGAUGCAUCAAAUAGCGGAUAUUUCGCUAAGAAAAGGAUAUGGAAACAUUACUUUUCCAAGUGUCAUCAAGUAAUCUCACACAUUGGACUAUUAAAUGUUAGUGUUGUGGUAUAUGAUUCAUGAUUGAACCUCUCCCAACAACUCGAGUUAUUGGGAUUAACUGGUUCUUGACAUGGUAUCAGAGCCUUCUGUGACAGAGAGGUCUUGUGUUCGAUUCCCGGUGACCCCCAUUUGUUAAGCACAUGGUAUUCUUGUUUUCAGACCUGUGCAAACUCCAAGCCCUUGUGAGUGGCUUUCGUUUGAGGGGGCAUGUUAGUGUUGUGGUAUAUGAUCCAUGAUUGAACCUCUCCAACAACUCGAGUUAUUGGGAUUAACUGGUUCUUGACAUUAAACGCACAUUGGAACU
Messenger RNA from Linum trigynum, 2833 nucleotides. The record is from the annotation of a GenBank genome assembly. NCBI's taxonomy places the organism in Eukaryota, Viridiplantae, Streptophyta, Magnoliopsida, Malpighiales, Linaceae.